CUUCUUAGUGAUUGGACUGUCUGUGAAUGAAAACCCAGAGAAAGACACCUGGCAACUGAAUUAUUGACAAUGCAGCCACUGGAAUCAGUGAUGUUUGAAGAUAUAGCUAUAGACUUUGCCAAGGAAGAGUGGGUCUUGCUGGACACAUCCCAGAGAAAGCUGUACAGAGAUGUGAUGCUGGAAAGUAGCAAUCAUCUGGUCUCUGUGGGCUAUCAGAUCUGAAAAUCAGGUGUGAUUUUCCAGUUGGAGCAAGGCAAAGAGCUGUGGAGUCAAGGAAGUGGAUUUCUCCAACACCAGAGUCCAGGAAGGGAAAAUCUCCUUAAAAAACAAGAAAUGAUAUCAAUGAAAUACAGCAGCAUGAAGAAUAUAUCUCUUACCAUGCCAAUGCAGGUAUCUCACACUCAAGUAGAUCCUACUGAAUGUAUUGAUGUGGUUGGUGAAUUUACUCCUAGAUCUUCAUUGCCUCAACACUUUUCAAUUCACGUGAGAAUGAAUCCUCCUGUCCACAAAUUGCGUGGAAAAUCUCUUCAUGAUCAGUCAACCCUUAAUCAAAUUCACACUAGGGGUGUAUCUCGUGAAUGUAAUCUAUGUGGGAAAGCCUUUAAUAAUUUGUUUAGCCUUAGAUCACACGAGAUGAUUCACAGUGGAUAGAAACCACAUAAAUGUCAUCUGUGUGGGAAAGUCUUCAGUCAAAGUUCUUACCUCAGACAACAUGAGAAAACUCACACAGGAGAGAAGCCAUACGAAUGCCAUCUAUGUGAAAAAGACUUCUGUCAAAGUUCUGAACUUAGACGGCAUAACAGAACACACUCAGGAUAAAAUCCAUAUGAGUGUCAUCAGUGUGGGAACGCCUUCAGUCAAUAUUCUAAUCUUAGAUGACAUGAGAGAACCCACACUGGAGAGCAACCAUAUGAAUGCCAGCUAUGUGGGAAGUUCUUCAAUCAUCCUUCUUCCCUUAGACGACAUGGGGAAACCAACACUGAGGAGGAAGUCAUGAAUGCCUUCAGUAAAUAUUCUGAUGUGAGAUGGCAUGGGAUUAAAAAUGUAAUGAAUGUGGGAGAAACAUCAAUCAUAGAUUUAACAUUUAAACACACCAAAGGACUCACACAGUAA
Ceratotherium simum simum (southern white rhinoceros) is the source of this 1113-nucleotide messenger RNA. The record is from RefSeq and is a predicted model, not a curated record. Lineage: Eukaryota; Metazoa; Chordata; Mammalia; Perissodactyla; Rhinocerotidae.